Molecule: messenger RNA, 1335 nt
Organism: Pundamilia nyererei
Lineage: Eukaryota; Metazoa; Chordata; Actinopteri; Cichliformes; Cichlidae
Gene: ankrd16
Product: ankyrin repeat domain 16
Exons: 7
Coding region: 166-1281 (371 amino acids)
Biological process (GO): RNA processing
Molecular function (GO): RNA binding; RNA nuclease activity; protein binding
Source: RefSeq, a predicted model, not a curated record
UCAGAGGUACAGGGUUAGGUCAUGGUUGGCCACGUGAUUCUAAGCAGCUCAACCAGGAAUCGCGCUGGUAAACAGGCCAGCGUGUGUUCUUCAACACUUCAGAGUAACUGUUCUUAUUUUGGCCCGUAGGCCAGUUUCUGCUCCAGCAUUUAACUUCCACCCAGCAUGGAUGAAAACACUUCGAAGCUGCUAGUGAAGCUCACUCAGGACGGACAGUUGGCCGCGCUGGAGAAACACAUAACAUUAGGCGGCUCGACUGCGGCGCAAACUGUCAGUGGCAAACACUUCGGCAAGUCGGGAGACACCUUGCUGCACUACGCCGCAAGGCAUGGACACCUGGACAUUGUAAAGUACCUGAUAAAGAGGGUUGGCUUGGAUGUAGAGGUGUACAACAACGACUAUAAGAGGCCGCUACACGAAGCAGCCUCCAUGAGCCACAAGGACUGUGUUAGCUACCUGCUCCAAGAAGGCGCCAAAGUGGACAGUCUGAAGAAGGCUGACUGGACUCCGCUGAUGAUGGCGUGCACUCGGAGGAACCUGGACGUGAUCCAGGAGCUGCUUUGCCACGGUGCCGACCCCGCGCUGAGAAACAAGGACGGCUGGAACUCCUUCCACAUCGCCUGCAGAGAGGGAGACCCUGUGGUCAUACAGCACCUGCUCCUUGUUGCACCAGACGUCUGGAGGACGGAGAGCAGGACACGCAGGACGCCACUACACACCGCAGCAAUGCAUGGAUGUGAGGAGGUGGUUAAGGUCUUGCUGGACAGAUGUGGCUACAUGCCUGACAGCACUGACAGCUGUGGAGUCACGCCUUUCAUGGACGCCAUCAGGAAUGGACACAUCUCUGUGGCCAGGCUUCUUUUGGACGAGCACCAGGCAUCUGCAGCAGCUGCUGACAUACUCGGGGCUCAGCCAGUGCACCAGGUAGCCGUCACAGGCCAGGAUGAGGCUCUGCGGUUUCUGGUGAAGGACUUGAAUGUCGAGGUGAACCAGAGGGCGACCAGCAUCCAGCUCACCGCCCUGCAUUACGCUGCCAAGGAGGGCCACACGUCCACUAUAAACACACUGGUGGAGCUGGGAGCGGAUCCUCAUGCCCGGGACAAGAAGGGGAGGACUGCUCUUCACAUGGCGUGCAUUGGGCAGCACGCAGACGCAGCCAGGACGCUCCUGCAGCUCGGCCUCAAAGAUUCUGAGGAUGCAUCCGGCACAACCGCCAGGCAGCUGGCCAGGAAACCCCACGUAGUGCAAGUGUUUGAACGUGACCUGGCACACAGACCCUAAUCAAUCCUUGAAACAUUGAGUUCUUAAUUUAUUGAAAUAAAGAAAAGCUGAAGC